AUGGCGAAAGCUUCAGCAAAAACCCCUGCUCCGCGCCGAUCUGCCCGUCUGUCGAAUUGUCUUACCAAGACUCCACCUACCAGAAAGGACCUCGACCCAGAGUUCACUGAACCUAGCAGUGUUGAAUCCUGCGAUCUCAAGACUACCUCCAAGAAUAAAAGGAAACGCCCCGUCGACAAUGAGGUACCAAGAUCCGUAGCCCAGGGCUCCAAAGCCAAAACGGCUCGCCGUGGCCAUUCAUUUCCCAUGAAGGCUGCCAAGGACGAGCAGCCGACUCGGGUUGCCAAACGCACUAAAUCUGUAUCAUCCCACUACUUUCAAGCUGACAAGUCAGAAACCGCAAAAGUGGGCAAGAGCUCUGAGCCUCUGAAAGACGCGGCAGACAGAGAUUCUUCUGACGAAAGCGAUGCGAAGAUUACCAGCAAAAUCAUCACAGCCAAGAAUAAGGGAAAAGCUCCCCAAACCGAGUCUCAAGCACACCACGACCCCGCUAGCGAUCAUACAAAGAUUGCCGAUCCGGUACCUGCAUGGAAAAAGGAAUUGAUCUCUUCCAUGGAACAUGAGAAAGCGACAUCCCACACCCAGACCGCCAAUACCUCCAAGUCUAAGGGGAAAGGAAAAGCGCGUCAAAUCGAUACUACAUCCGAAGAGGAGAGCGAAAGUGAUGAUCAAAUCGUCUUAGCACGUCCACGCCCCAACGGUAGAAAGUCGGCUACCCUCGUUCCAAACCCGUAG
Messenger RNA from Puccinia graminis f. sp. tritici CRL 75-36-700-3, 735 nucleotides. RefSeq lists its product as uncharacterized. The coding region runs from base 1 to 735 and encodes 244 amino acids. The transcript is spliced from 2 exons. The record is from RefSeq and is a predicted model, not a curated record. NCBI's taxonomy places the organism in Eukaryota, Fungi, Basidiomycota, Pucciniomycetes, Pucciniales, Pucciniaceae.